AGUCACCGGAGCAUCUCGAGGCAUCGGCCGAGCCAUUGCUCUUCAUAUGGCCUCACUUGGAGCAAAAGUUGUCAUCAACUAUUAUUAUAAAAAGGAACUAGCUGACCUUGUGGCAGAUCAGAUCAAUUCUUCUCCCACUAGUGCUAGCACUCCAAGAGCCGUCGCGGUCCAGGCUGAUGUUGCCGAUCCCACCCAGGUCAAGUCCCUCUUUGACAUUGCUGAACAGGUUUUUCACUCACAUGUUCAUAUCCUGUUCAACUCAACCGGAAUUGCGAAUCCCAAGAAACCCAAACCCACCAGCUGAUGUUGCCGAUCCCACCCAGGUCAAGUCCCUCUUUGACACUGCUGAACAGGUUUUUCACUCAGAUGCUCAUAUCCUGGUCAACUCAGCCGGAGUUGCGAAUCCCAAGAAACCCAAACCCACCAUAGCCAACACUUCCGUAGAGGACUUCGACAGAAUUUUUGGUGUGAACACUAGAGGGGCAUUCCUAUGCUGCAGAGAGGCAGCGAACAGGUUGAAGCGUGGUGGCGGUGGGCGGAUCAUCCUGCUGUCCUCAUCCAUAGUGGGUGAAUUGAGGCCUUGUACUGGGGCGUACGCUGCAUCAAAAGCAGCGAUUGAGACAAUGACAAAGAUUCUGGCAAAAGAGCUCAAAGGAAGCAGCAUCACUGUGAACUGUGUGGCACCAGGGGCGACUGUCACCGACAUGUUCUUCACUGGAAGAAGUGAGAAGGAGAUAAAGAGGGUAAUUGAAGAGUGUUCUUUUUGAAGGCUUGGUGAAACCAAGGAUGUGGCUCCUGUUGUUGGGUUCUUGGCCAGUGAUGCUAGUGAAUGGGUUAAUGGACAAGUGAUUCGUGUGAAUGGAGGUGUUGUUUAGAAGAGUUCCCUUGUUGCAUUUUUCUCUCCCCCAAAAUAUCUUCUUCAACCCCCAAACCUCACUGCAACUCAGACACCUUAUCAUCUUUUCUCGAUUUUCCCAGCAAAAUCUUAUCAUGAAAAUGGUAUGUACCGGUGUUAUCAAAGGCGAAAAGCAAGAUGAAGUGAAAUGAUGAGAUGCAUUUUAUAUGUUUAAUUUCUUGUUUUAACCUUGAUUUUGUUGCUAUUUGGAUGACAAAAGCCUUCUGCUGGCACAGCCAAAAGAUAGACUUUAAAAUGGAAGUGUUUAUUGCUUAAUUGUUUUUUUGGUCUUUAUCAACCAUUCUUGAAUCUUUUCCGAUGCACUUCUGGAAUUCCUCUUUUUCUCAGUCAUAAAUCAAGUAAAGCUGAGGAGAUGAUCAAGAGUUUGGGGCUUCAGUUCAUGUUGCAUCGUUCUUGUUUGUUUGUUCCUCUCACCUGCCUCUCAUUUCUGUCCCAUAUAUAUUUCCAUCAUAUUGUAUUUUGUAUUGGCCAGAAAUAAUGCUUCAUUGAGAUACCUAAUUUCCAUCAAACUGUUAUCGGAUCAAUUACCAUGAAAAACAUACAAUGAAAGCUUGCUGCUAGAUAAGAAAAGUCUAAUUUUCUG
This is a messenger RNA of Rubroshorea leprosula, 1499 nucleotides long. Lineage: Eukaryota; Viridiplantae; Streptophyta; Magnoliopsida; Malvales; Dipterocarpaceae. The record is from the annotation of a GenBank genome assembly.